Molecule: messenger RNA, 5133 nt
Organism: Mizuhopecten yessoensis (Yesso scallop)
Lineage: Eukaryota; Metazoa; Mollusca; Bivalvia; Pectinida; Pectinidae
Product: pyroglutamyl-peptidase 1-like
Exons: 5
Coding region: 298-897 (199 amino acids)
Biological process (GO): proteolysis
Cellular component (GO): cytosol
Molecular function (GO): pyroglutamyl-peptidase activity
Source: RefSeq, a predicted model, not a curated record
UCCUGUUUAUGCAGAUCUGCUAAACACUGGGUACCGUUAGUCGCUACUGAUGUUGGAAACGUCUAGACGACUUCUCUGACGACACGUCCCGAAUCUGAGUGGCUAAACUCUCUGAGGAAUUCCUGUCUCAGAAGGAGGACCUAUUAGCUGCUGAUAAAGUAGCCGAUCUUUAUAAAAUCUGUUCAUCAACACCCAAGUUGAAUAUAGAUAGGCCUACAACAGGAGGCCUCGCUCAGGUAUCAUAACCACAGAUAAAAAUCAGUACAGUUAGACAAGUAAGAUACUGACUCCAAAACCAUGCCAGCAGAAGUGUCAAAGAAAACAGUAUUGGUAACAGGGUUUGGACCAUUUGGUGCCCACGCUGUCAACGCGAGCUGGAUGGCAGUACAGGAGCUGGAUAAACACUGGAACGUAAAGGGGAUAGACCUGUUAAUAGAGGAAAUCCCUGUGGAGUAUGACACUGUGUUUGAAAUUGUCCCAGCACUCUGGGAGCAGGUUAAGCCAUGUCUUGUGAUACAUGUGGGUGUGUCUGGGAUUGCGUCCAAGUUGACGCUGGAACAACAGGCCCACAAUGAUGGAUACGACAAGAAGGAUGUGAAAGGCACAUGUCCAGAGAAGAACUGUUGUGUUAAUGGGGCAAACAGCUGUAUUGUGUCGGGUAUAGACAUGCAAAAGGUCUGUGAUGAAAUCAACGACUCGGGGAUUGAUGUCAAAUCUACAGUGUCUGAGGACCCUGGCAGGUACUUGUGUGACUUUUCUUACUUCCUGUCCCUGAACAUCGACAGAUCAUGUUCAGCUUUCAUCCACGUUCCACCCCUUGAUCAGCCAUACUCCGCCAAACAACUGGCCGAGGGUCUGCAGGCGGCCAUCACAGCUAUGCUGAAGCAGGUGUCAUGAUGUUAUGUCUGCUAAGGUCAAGGUCAUACGUUAAUGACCUAAUUAUGUUGGUGUUGUCCUGUCCGACUGCCAUGUAAGACAUACAUGAAACUGGGAACAAUUAUCAGGCUGUGUUUGGUAUCUGACACAAGGGUGAAGUUGUUUUAGUGUCUUUAUUUCCAAUUUUUUACCCAGAUUAAGUUAUAAAAAGUGAAUCAGAUAUACAUUGCAUAACCAGUUUUUCUUUAUUACUUAAUUAUUAAGCUCACUAUUUAUUCCUGAGAAAACACUUUAUUCUUUUCAACAUAUGCAAGAACUCUGUUUCUAACUGCCUAGAUAUGUGGGCCUAAUUUACUAUCACUACAGUUGCAUAUUUUGAUAUUUUUUAUUUAAGUUAUUUUCAAAAUGCUUCAUUUGUGUAAAUUGUGAAAUUCACUAUCACAAAGAAAAUCACCACAAAAAUCCUGUCUAGACAUAAACUGUGAAGAGAAAAUAUCAACACAACGUCUUAGUAUACAAAAUACAGUCAACACAAAAUACUGACAACCAAAAUACAGUUCACACAAAAUACAGUUAACACAAAAAACAGUCAACACAAAAUACUGACAUCCAAAAUACAGUUAACACAAAAUACAACCAACACAAAAUACUGACAUCCAAAAUACAGCCAACACAAAAUACAGUUAACACAAAAAACAGUCAACACAAAAUACUGACAUCCAAAAUACAGUUCACACAAAAUACAGUUAACACAAAAUACAGUCAACACAAAAUACUGACAACACAAAAUACUGACAUCCAAAAUACAGUUAACACAAAAUACAGUCAACACAAAAUACUGACAUCCAAAAUACAGUUCACACAAAAUACAGCCAACACAAAAUACUGACAUCCAAAAAACAGCCAACACAAAAUACAGUUAACACAAAAAACAGUCAACACAAAAUACUGACAUCCAAAAUACAGUUCACACAAAAUACAGUUAACACAAAAUACUGACAACACAAAAUACAGUUAACACAAAAUACAACCAACACAAAAUACAGUUAACACAAAAUACAGUCAACACAAAUUUCUCUCAACACAAGAUAUUGUAAAUUACAUCCAGCACAGAAUACCAUUAACAUAAGAAGCAUGUCAACAAAAGGCGGUCAACAACAAAUCUUGUCAUAACAAAAUGCUGUCGAAACAAAACCAUGUCAACACAAAGUACUAUCAAUGAAAAAUCCUGUCAACACAAAACUAUAUCAACUGUCCAGACAACAACUGUGUCUAUAAAAAUCCUAACAACAACAAAAGUCCUGUUAACAUAAAAAGCGAGUCAACAAAAAACACUUUCAAAGCAAUCCCCUGUCAACAUAUUUUUUCUUUUGUUUAAACCACAUACUGGUACUCUUGGAAAGGAUACUUGAAAAUAUGAUGCGAUAGCAAUACUUAUAUCAAAGUUGUUGUAUUUUAUAGCAGCGUAAUUAUGGGAUUUGUGAUAGUGUGAAUGUCUCAACUAGAGAUCAGUGUCUGGAGCCAGUUACACCAAACCAUUUUUAACUGAUGAGGGAGAGCAACUUAUAAAACCUGAUUUAUUGAAUGUGUCGUUUUACUAAUCCCGUUGUUACUUACAUCAUGUUUUACAUAUGUUCGCUUGGUAGAUAAAAUAUUUAUUUAAAUUAUGAAAUAAGAUGUCAUUCAGGUUAUUAAAGUGAACUUGACUCCGUUGUGACUGUUUAUAAAACCAGUAGGAGCUGACUUGGUCUUUUCUAGUCUCACUGCUUGAUUCCCUAACCUUCAGUUAGACUAUGAUAAAGGGUCAUAUAUUGAUGUCUAAAUAAAGAGAUAGUUUCAUAUUUUUGAAAAUUAUUUCAACACCAUGUAGAAAAUUCUGAAAAUUUCUGUUAAAUUAUAAUUCAAUUUCCUUUAACAUACAAGUGCCCAUUAGAUAAGAGAUAUCUUUAAUUUGGUGAUCUUCUUGUGCAUUCUUAUUGUAUCGAAGUUCCCAAACUCUUGUUAAAUGUACAUGUAUAUGGUAAAUUGUUGAAUUGUAUGAAAACAUAAUUUCCAGUAGGACAUGUACUGACCUACACUUGUUGUCCAAGUAUACAUGUUCAGGGACACAUAAGUGUACAUAUUAAAGGAGGGCCCUGAAAUGUUCUGGUGUACAUAAGGAGGGCUGUAUCUGUGGACACUAAAAUGUUGUGGUGUACAUAAGGAGGGCCGUCUCUGUGGACACUAAAAUGUUGUGGUGUACAUAAGGAGGGCUGUCUCUGUGGACACUGAAAUGUUGUGGUGUACAUAAAAAGGGCUGUCUAUGGAAUAUUGCGUAUGGUAGUCAUAUCAAUCUUUGCUGAACGUAGGAUAUUCUGUAGAUAUCUACUGUAGAAUUUCUGGCACUUUCCAGUUUAACACCUUGGGUAUGAAUUUGCAAUGUGGAUGAUGUUUUGCUUGACCUCACUCUCAGGACAAAUUGGCAUGAUAUUCAAAAAACUUUCAUGAAAGCUGAAAUGUCAAAUUCUUAAUUUCUGCUUUGCUUUUUUGUAUGUAUCAGGUAUGUCUUACUUUGCAGUACACUGUGCCCGAAUCUUGUUUCAUUUUAAUGAGGUACAAAAUGUACUUUGAUUCUGGGAUUCUGGGAAUUGAAAAGCUUUAAGUACCAAGGUUUUAGAAUUAUUUACAGCUUACAAACCGUGCAUGAACUUGAUGAAAUAUAUCUGUUUUAUUUAAUUUUUCUACAACUUCCAUAAAUAUAUUAAUUUUUUUAAAUUAUUUUGACAAUGAAUUUACAAUGCAUUAGGCAGAUUUUCUUAUCGAAAGACAAUGAAAAAAAUGCAUGCAGGGACAUUGAAAAAACCCCUAAGUAGAAGUCAUCUUUCCCCACCUGAGACUUUCCCUGGUGGAAAAAGAAGGUAGUCCUUUCUUUCCAAGUGGGAAGAUAAAUUAGCUCAUUGACAUUCUCUCCAGGCUAACUUUUAGCACAUGGGAAAGACAUAUAUUUUUUAAUCAGAGUUGUCUCCCUUCCAUCAUUCAUAGGCUGCACUACACUCUGGGAAAACAGACAAUCAUGAGUCCCCCACCAAUACUACCAGUGGGGACUAUAAUUUUUCACUCGGUCCAUCCGUCAGUUAGAUGUCACUGUCUCAUAUAUUCUUCCUAUCUCAUACAAUUGCAAUUUUUGUAUAUGCAAGUUCAAAAUACCCUGAGCUCUAGUAUAGCAUUUCCUCUGGUAAGGUGACCUAUGAAUUCUGUGGCUACUAAUAUUUUAGCAAGUAUUACCUGGUGCGGAAAAAGUGUUUGAUUUUAAGACAAAGGGUUAUUACAACAAUUUGUGAAGUUGAACAUGUGCACUGUUGUUGAUGAUGCAUUUAGGUAGGUUUUCCUGCUACUGACAAUGUGUACAAACUUCCUCACCAUAAAUCCUCCACUUUGUGUGUUGAGAUCUUCAUACGAUGAUUACAUACAGUUGUGAUAUGUAUACAGUAUAUGGUAUGGGAACAUAAUUAGGUAAAUCAUCCAUUUUAUCAUUAUAAGCUAGUUCAUAUGAUUUUCCAGAGGAAAGCAUAUUGUUGAAAUAAUGAAAAUAUUCUGUCAAAUAAGGUUUUUCUUAAAAGUUUCCUGUGGAAAUUGUAAGUUUAUUAUUUUCAUAUGGAUUAUUUGUGAAACUGGAGCUAGGCAGGUAUUUGGAGUUUGCUUAAUUUUUCACAUUUAUCAAGUUUUUCAUUACAUACAAUGUAUCUGGUACUGGCAUCAGAGAAGAAAUGUUACUUUAACACUAGAAUACAGAUGUAUCACAUUUCACGUAUUUUGUGAUUUUGUUAAUUGUAUGACAGAAUGUUUACCUGUAUGUGUCUGUUGCAUAUUUUAAAUGGUUGUGGGUCUCCUCACAGAUUAUUUACAAGUGUGUUAGCCCUAGUCUUUUAAUAGAAUGAGUCCCACACAAGCAGCAAUAUUCAUCUAGUCUAUAUUUAUACAUAUAGAAAUGUACAAUAUAUCAAAUUUGAUGACCCAAUGCAAAUAAUUUGUACCAAUUCAGUAUUUGGAUGGCAUCAAACAAACACCAUUAAACAAUAAUAAAAGGUGUAUAAUCUUUUAAAUCUUCAUUAAUUUUAAACUAAGCUUUUGAACUUAUAAACUUUAGAAUUUUUCAGGGUUCUAACAGGGAUAGUGAUGAAACAGUAGUUAAGUUUAAGUAUUUACUUAGUCUUAUUAAUGCCUGUGAUACUCGGUUUGUUUUUUAUGUGAAGACAAUAAUAAAAUCUUUGAACAAGA